GUUAGCCGAUCGUGCUAGCGUGUUAGCCUUUCUGCUAGGUGGAUGCAAACACUGACUGCUGUUGGUGGGAAACCAAAAAAGGCGAAGAAGGAGCGUUUAAGAAGAAGAAGAAGAAGAAGCUGAACUCCUGCUCUGAGGGAUUUCUACGUUUUUGGAUAUUCGACUAAAAAGAGGAAUCACGGGAGAAGAGAGAGAGAGAGAGAAAGAGAGAGAGAGGCCCCCGCUGUCUUCUUUUUGUCAUCUUCACGCGUCCGAGCCCCCCGCCCUCCAACUUCACUACCCCUGGCUCAGUCUGUGGUUCAGCAUCACUUCAAAGGGAAGGUCUGUGGAGCUGCAGAUAACACCGCCAUACCCCCAAGCAGCAGAAAAGCUCAACAAGAUCCCCUACGCAGUCCCUCCGCUGACAGAAAGAAUCAAAUCUUAGAGUAGGACCAGGAGUGGAGAAGACCAAUUGUGGCCUGAGGAAAGACAGAAAGACAGAACUAAUGCCAAGCCCUUCUCCUCCUCAGACAGCCUAGCGAAGGUCCAGGAGGUAGCAAGCUGGCUUUUGGAAAUGAACCAGGAUCUGCUGUCGGGGGGCAGCAGCAGCAGGCGGAGUCGGGGGCCGGGGGGUCCGGCAGUGCGAGGUAACGCCUCCUCUACGGCCCGGGCACCUCAGCAGGCGGCAGAGGAGGGGGAUGAGGAUGAGCACAUGAACCGGGUAGUAGAGGUGGAAGAGCAGCUGCAGCAAAGGCCUGAGGCGUCGCAGGUCGAUGGGGAGAGAGAACAGCCAUGGGUGCCAUCUGAUACAGGAGCCAGCAAUGGCCCCCGAGGAGACGAUGAGGGCGAGGACGACGAAGAGGGCCCUCCGAACGAAGUAAACGGAGGAGACAAAGGAGCGCGAUGGAUGUGGGGGUCCGAGCAGAGGCGGCUAAGAGGCCAGCCCCUGGGUGAAGAGGAGGAGGAGGAGGAGGAAGAAGAGGAGAACAACAACAGCAGCAGUCACCAGGAGGAGGAGGAGGUGGAGGAGAGGACAGAGGGAGGGGAGGAGCAGGGAAGGGAGGAAGAGGAGAGGGAGGAGGGCGAGGAGGAAGAAGAGGAGGACGAGGACGAGGAGGAGAUGGACCAAGACAGCGAUGAUUUUGAACAUUCGGCUGAGAGUGGAAGGGAGGAGGAAGAGGGGGAGGAAGGAGAAGGGGAGGAAGGGCUGCGGUCUCCCUCUCUCAGGAACAAUGUGUCUGCCCCCAACAACAACCUGGACUCUGGUUGUACACACCAAAGCUCUUCCAACAAGAAGAUGAAGAGGAAGUUGGACCAUGGCCCCGAGGUCCGAUCUUUCCCUUCAGGAAAAAAGCCCUGCAAAGGCCCAGAGUAUCCAAGCCCGACAGGAAUCGUCCCAUGUCCAGCCACACCUACCACAUUCGGCCACAUCAGAACAGCCAACGGUCAGGGGGGGCAGAGACGGCGUAUCACCUCAAUCCAGCCACCCACGGGUCUCCAAGAAUGGCUCCGAACAUUUCAGAGCUGGACUGGGCCUGAGAAGCUGCUGGCGCUGGAUGAGUUGAUUGACAGCUGUGAGCCCACACAAGUCAAGCAUAUGAUGCAGGUGAUCGAGCCGCAGUUUCAGCGAGACUUCAUCUCCCUGCUGCCCAAAGAGCUGGCUUUGUAUGUGCUGUCAUUCCUGGAACCGAAGGACCUCCUCCAAGCAGCGCAGACGUGUCGCUACUGGCGCAUCCUGGCAGAAGACAACUUGCUGUGGAGGGAGAAAUGCAGGGAAGAAGGCAUCGAUGAGCCUCUGCCCCUCAAGAAGAGGAAAAUCGUCAAGCCUGGCUUCACUCACAGCCCAUGGAAGAGUGCCUACAUCAGGCAGCACAGAAUAGAUACUAACUGGAGGAGAGGGGACCUCAAAUCACCCAAGGUGCUGAAAGGUCACGACGACCACGUGAUCACCUGCCUCCAGUUCUGUGGGAACCGCAUCGUCAGCGGCUCUGACGACAACACGCUGAAAGUCUGGUCAGCCAUCACAGGAAAGUGUUUGCGCACAUUGGUGGGCCACACAGGGGGCGUGUGGUCAUCGCAGAUGAGAGACAACAUUAUUAUCAGCGGCUCCACUGAUCGCACACUCAAGGUCUGGAACGCAGAGACAGGAGAAUGUAUCCACACCCUCUAUGGGCAUACCUCAACAGUGCGCUGCAUGCACCUACAUGAGAAAAGGGUGGUCAGUGGAUCUCGUGACGCCACACUGCGCGUCUGGGACAUUGAGACCGGUCAGUGUUUACACGUCCUCAUGGGCCACGUGGCAGCAGUGCGCUGCGUCCAGUACGACGGGCGGCGGGUGGUCAGCGGUGCCUACGACUUCAUGGUCAAAGUUUGGGACCCUGAGACGGAGACCUGCCUCCACACGCUGCAGGGCCACACCAACAGAGUGUACUCAUUACAGUUUGAUGGGAUCCACGUGGUUAGCGGCUCAUUGGACACGUCUAUAAGAGUCUGGGACGUGGAGACGGGCAACUGCAUUCACACGCUAACGGGGCAUCAGUCCCUCACCAGUGGCAUGGAGCUCAAAGACAACAUCCUGGUCUCAGGCAACGCAGACUCCACGGUCAAGAUCUGGGACAUAAAGACGGGCCAGUGCCUGCAAACAUUGCAAGGUCCCCACAAACACCAGAGCGCCGUCACGUGCCUCCAGUUCAACAAGAACUUUGUCAUCACCAGCUCGGAUGAUGGCACAGUCAAACUGUGGGACCUGAAGACCGGCGAGUUCAUCCGAAACUUGGUGACUCUGGAGAGUGGCGGCAGCGGCGGUGUGGUGUGGCGUAUCAGAGCCUCCAACACCAAGCUGGUGUGUGCAGUGGGCAGCCGUAAUGGCACGGAGGAGACCAAGCUGCUGGUGCUGGACUUUGACGUGGACAUGAAGUGAGGAUGGUAUGCGAUGGGGAAGGACGAAGAAAGCCAAGCGCUGAUUGGAAAGAAGAGAUAGGGAAUGGGAGAUGAGGCACCUGGAAAUCCCAACACUCUUCACCCAAACUCGCUUAAUCUACAACAACUGUCCUGUCCACGACCGUCAUCUUCCCCCCUUUGUGUCCCUUUUGGGCAAAUGUUACCGACCGAGCCGCAGACCAUCACACGGGGUCAGUCCCUGCUUUUGACCCUCCACAACUAGGAGCAGUCGGAGGGAAUUGGGCUUAAAACUAAGCAGAAAAGGGGAGGGGAUGUCUGAUCUGUCCCUGAAUUGGCUGGGAGAAAGCAGAAGAGGGAGUAAAGAAAAGAAGACUGAACUCUUUGAAGUGACCCUCUGCCCUUUCGGUUCAGGGUCAGCUUCGAACAGAGACUUGGUUUUGCUCAAGCCUGACAGAUUUUGAGAUGUACAGAGAUAUAUUAUUUUUUAAAGUGCCCCCCUCCUCCACACAUAACCCUUCCCUCUCCCAACAAUGCGCGCCCCACACAUUCAAAUCAUAGUCAAGUCGAGGAAGGUGGUAAAACUCAAACACAGUUACAGGUGAAGAGCUGCUUGUUGUAGACUGGAGGGUUCAGCCUGUCAUCAGGCUUGUUUCUCGUCACUCCAUUUCCGUUCUUGUUGUUCUCCACUCGGUUUCAUUAGUUUGAUUUCUUUACAGUAUCGCACACAAACACAACUGUGAAUUUCAAUCCGUUCUUGGUUUAUCACAUGAAAGGGGGUUCCUCUUGUUUUUUUUUCUGUCCUCGCGGUUGCCAACAGCAACAAAUCCCAGUAUUAGAAAGCUGCUCUGUUUAGGUUUGCUGUCAUUAUGUCACAAGGUUUGUUUUUUUUUUCCAUCUGUUUAUUUGAGUUGUUUGUUCUUCCUCUCUGUUUUUCGACAAACCUGGGUUGGUUUGGUCUCCACAAAAACACCAAUGCUGUCCACAUUUUUCACUUUUCUUGGGGUGGUUUCCUCAAUGCCAGUGCUGUGAUGAGAGGAGGGAGUAAAAGUUGUUUACUCUAAGCGCUGUGGAUUAAUGCCCCCAAAGCCCCCUCCCUGAGCCCCGUACCCUUUUCUGUUUCCCCCGGUGGCCAAACUGUAUUUAUGCUGCUAGAUGAAUGGAAAAAAAAAAAGAGAGAGAGGGAACUUUUACUUGCUGUGACGUUUUAGUCCCAGGCAAAAUUCCAAAUUGAACUUUGUAUGUUUGGACUUAAGAAACAAAAGAUGACAAAAGAUAACAUCCAACAUUUUUGUUUUUAUUUUGUUUGUUUUUUUGCCACUGAAACUUGAGCCAAACGUGCCUCUACGAGGCUGAGAGGAGGGAGCAUCCAACAGGUUCUGAUGGGAUUGCCUGCAUAGAGGAAACAAGGGGAUGUACACUGUUGGUGUGCGUGUGUGUGCGUGCGUGAGUGUGUUAGCGUGUUAACUUGUAAACACAUUCCUUGGGACAAAGCUCUCUCAGCUUGUCCUUUGGGUAAAUGUACAAACGCUGUGUGGACUGGCAAAGAAAAAAAAAACUAGCAGAUGUAUCAGAUUGGAAUGACAGAACUGUCCGUAUUCCUGUGUGAUUGUUGUUACAUUCAAAGAUGUCUGAAGCAACAGAGGAGACCAUCACAAGCAUCACUUGACAGGCUGCAGGAGUCUUAGUGUUACAUGUUGCAGAUAAAAAUCAGCGGCCUCGUGGAUCGUCAGUGGGGGAAAAUACACAAAAAGGCAACAAAACGUGAACAGAAACAUUGUAGCCAAACGAAAAGUCGUCUCAAUCUCCAUGAGUCACAACUCAAGCUGAACUGUGAAAGUGGUAUAACACUGUAUAUUAAAAAAGAAAAAAAAGAAAACAAUCUCGCUCUAUCUCCUCUCGUUGUUUUCUCCGUUUUAAUUUAUGAUCUGGUUUGAGAAAUCAGAUUUGUUGCAGGUGUUUUAUUUUUUCAGUUCAUGUAAACUGCCUGGCAAAAAAGAAAACAGACAGAAAAAACCUUAAAGGGAUUGUGUAUUUGUUUGAUUCACUUAGAAUUUUAUUUUCUUAUAACUUAAGUGCAAUAAAAUGUGGGUUUUUUCUUUUUUGAUUUCAAGCAUAUCAGUUGUCUGUUUUUGUUACCUGUGUGAAGGCAUCUUAUAUGUUCAAUAAAGCAAAUUAUUUGGUUAAUAAGAACCAUGAGGGAA
Labrus mixtus (cuckoo wrasse) is the source of this 5081-nucleotide messenger RNA. It is a transcript of the gene fbxw7, whose product is annotated as F-box and WD repeat domain containing 7. Gene Ontology annotation, cellular component: nucleus; cytoplasm. The coding region runs from base 554 to 2899 and encodes 781 amino acids. Lineage: Eukaryota; Metazoa; Chordata; Actinopteri; Labriformes; Labridae. The transcript has 15 exons. Gene Ontology annotation, biological process: proteasome-mediated ubiquitin-dependent protein catabolic process; ubiquitin recycling. The record is from RefSeq and is a predicted model, not a curated record. Gene Ontology annotation, molecular function: ubiquitin binding.